This is a messenger RNA of Rana temporaria (common frog), 1344 nucleotides long. RefSeq names its product steroid 5 alpha-reductase 1 (gene SRD5A1). Gene Ontology annotation, biological process: steroid biosynthetic process. Gene Ontology annotation, cellular component: membrane. Gene Ontology annotation, molecular function: 3-oxo-5-alpha-steroid 4-dehydrogenase activity. Lineage: Eukaryota; Metazoa; Chordata; Amphibia; Anura; Ranidae. The coding region runs from base 89 to 886 and encodes 265 amino acids. The transcript is spliced from 5 exons. The record is from RefSeq and is a predicted model, not a curated record.
GGCGAUUGGAUGUUGCUUAGUAGCGGCGGGGUAUAUGGUAUAGCGGUGGUGAGUGAUUAGUUAAUCGGAGUGAGAUCGGAGGUCUGUAAUGAUGCUUGAGCUGGUGGAAGAUGAGGCCCGCCUGCUGGACCUUCUGUCCCUGCUCAUGGUUCUGAUGGGACUCUUAUCAUUUGCAUUACUGAGGUGUAUCCGUGUGCCUUAUGGGCGCUAUGCCAGCUCGGCGUUUGGGCCGCCGGUUCCUGUGAGGUUGGCUUGGUUUAUCCAAGAGCUGCCAUCCUUGGCUGUGCCCUUGUAUUAUGUGUCAGUACAUCCUGAUCUACCGACACCCGCCCUACUCCUGAUGGGACUCUUCAUCUGUCACUACAUGCAUCGGACACUCAUUUUUCCGGUUUUGAUUCGUGGAGGAAAGCCUACACCGCUCCUUCCCUUUGCUCUUGCAUUCAUUUUCUGUUGUUAUAAUGGAUACUUACAAAGCAGUUACUUGUGCAAGCAUUCUACAUUCCCCUCUGGUUGGACACAUGACCCACGAUUUAUUGCAGGUUUGGCACUGUUUUUCUGUGGAAUGUCUAUUAAUAUUUAUUCCGACCACAUACUACGGAAUUUGAGAAAACCUGGGGAGUCGGGCUACAAAAUACCCCAUGGCGGAUUGUUUGAUUAUGUCUCUGGUGCAAAUUUCUUUGGUGAAAUUGCUGAAUGGACAGGAUUUGCAGUAGCUGGCUGGUCCACACCUGGAUCUGCUUUUGCCAUAUUCACAUUGCUGGUUCUCUUAUCCCGUGCACAGCAGCAUCAUCAAUGGUAUCUUGAGAAAUUUGACAACUAUCCCAAAUCGCGAAAAAAUCCUUAUACCGUUUCUGUAUUAAACCCGGGUGCAGCAGGAAGUUUAUGAGGAGUCCGGACCAUUUACCUCGAUUUUAUACUUUUGUUAUAGACAUUUUGUUUUUCAAAUCUUGAAAAUUUGUCUUCCUCUUUUUUUGAAAAGUUUGUAUUUAUAACAGAAAUGUAUUGAAUUCUUAUAGUGUUUUAACCUCUCUGAAUAAUUUUGCUUUGGUGCUAUGGAGUUUUGUUUCAGCUUCACCUGAAGUUUCUUUACCUCAUGACUCCACUUCAUGUGUUUUACAAGUUUAUUACUUGACAGGUUUACGGGUGAAUAACGUUUCUGUUUAAAAAAAAUGUUUAGGGAUUGUUUUCUCUCUUAUUUUUAUUUUUGUUUUAUCUUUUGUGUACGCAAGCUACAACCGAUGCACAAGUUAUGAAUCUCCAUCUGCAAAAAAUAAAAUAAAAAAGACACUACAAAAUAUCUGAGAAUAAAAUGAUAAACUGCCCUCUGGAGCAGGAAUUUCAAAA